CAGUUUCAAAUCCAGAGAGUCCAAAUAGGGAUCUGUCUGCUUCAGUUCCUUGAAUAGCUUAAUCCGACCGAGGACUUCAAAGCAGCUGAACCAGUUUAGCUGAGUCUACGGUUCAGCCCUCGAAAGAGACCGUCGUUUGAAGGGGCUGUAGGCUUCAGCCUCUUUCUGAACCAGACCGUCGAACCGCUCCCGCCAAUGAGAUAGAUUUUGGCGAUUUUGUUCUUGGGAUUUCGGAACCCUUCUCCAAUGCGCAAGUGGUGCCUGUUAAGAGGGGCGCCAACGCCGGCGACCUCUGUAGCAGAAACUCAAUCUACUCCAGUCGGAAUAUGACGUACAACAGCCAGUUCUCCACUCCGGAUGUCUGCUACGGUGCGCCGUGCGUACCUCUUUGUGAAGGUAUGUGACGUCUCCCCCAACUUCUCAAAAACCCCAUUGUUUAGAUUUGGAGGACCUCCGACAACUUUAGUUUCUUCCCAAACAAGAAACUUCUCCUUUUCGUCUACCUCUACUAGCUUCGAUUUUCUCGAUCAGUUCUCGCCUUUUAGGGAUUCAAGUUCUCCCAAUGUUGUUAAUUCAAAUGAGAGGCGACAAAUCAUUGUUGGGUUGUCAAAAAUGAUCAAACAUGGGGAAGGGUUCUACCUCCAGGGUUUUUCUCUAGUCUUUUGCGCUUCUUUUCUUGUCAAGAUCAUGCAGUUUUUGGGCAAUCGCCCAUCCGCUCUUGCCUUCUUUAAAUUUGUGUUUCGAAACGAUUCAGAGAGCUCGGUUCAAUCUUGUUGUCUUGUUGCCCAUCUUCUUGCGGCGAAAAAUCUCAGAUACCUAGCGCAAGAUGUUCUUUCUUGUGUACUUGCUAGAAUUGGAGCUCAUCGUAGUAGGGAUUUGAUCGAUUUUAUGUGGAGAACUCAUUGUUCUUACGAAUCAGAUUUCUCAGUUCUUGAUUCGCUUAUGAGGGCUUUUUUGAAUGUUGGUAUGGUUUCGAAUGCAUUGGAAAUUUUGGGCGGAAUGCGGGAAAGAGGAUUGAUUCCCAGUCUGUCUGCUAUAGAUAUUCUUUUAAAGCUGUUGCUUCGGAGAGGUGAUUAUGAUAAUGUUUGGAAGCUGUUCAGGGAUUUGGUCAGGAAAGGACCUUGUCCUUCUAAUUUUACUUUCAAUGUUAUGGUUCUUGGCUUUUGUAGAAGAGGGAAUCUUCAAAUUGGGGAGGGUCUAUUGCAUGUGAUGCAUAAAUUCCAAUGUGAACCUGAUGUUUUUACAUAUAACAUCGUGAUUAAUGGUUGUUGUACAAAUGGUCGAUCUUCAGAUGCUCUUGCAUGGGUUCAUUUUAUGAUAGGAAUGGGUGUCAAUCCAAACAUUGUUACUUUCAAUACAGUCAUUGGUGCUUUGUGUAAGGAGGGAAAAAUGGAGGAAGCAAGGAUAAACUUUGAUGCAGUCCAAGAUCUAGGUAUCCUUCCAAACACCAGAACAUACAACAUCCUCAUUGAUGGGUAUGUGAAGGCCAAAGAGAUUGGCCACGCUAAAUUGCUUUAUGAAGAAAUGAAAGAGAAAGGCUUAGCUCCUGAUGGUGCAACAUUUAACAUCUUGGUUGCUGGGCACUACAAGUUCAGCAAAGAGGAGGAUGGGGACAGGUUGUUAGGUGAUGUACUGAUGUCAGAAUCUCUCCGAUACCAUUCAUGGUCAGAUAUUUCAAUUGCAUGUCUAUGUUGGGCUGGUCGGUUGGAUGAUGCCAUGAAACACCUCCUAGAUAUGCUUGAGAAGGGUAUACGUCCAAGUGUAGUUGCAUUCAACUCCAUCGUUGCAGGUUAUAGUAAAGCAGGGCAGGAACAUAAAGCCUUUGAAUCCUAUCAGGUUAUGUUGGAGUUUGGUCUGACCCCCUCAUCUUCCACAUGUAAUCUUCUGCUUAUGGGUUUGUGCAAGAAGGGUAGGCUGCAAGAGGCAAAAGAACUUCUUGAGAAAAUGGUAGAGAAUGGUUUUCCCACCAAUAGGAUAGCUUACACAAUCCUCCUAGAUAGUUAUUUUAGUCUAGGUGAUACUACAGAGGCCCAGAUUUUAUGGGAGAAGAUGGAAAGAAGAGGGAUAUCCCCUGAUUCUGUUGCAUUCUCAGCCUUCAUAGAUGGGCUUUCUAAAGCUGGUUAUAUGGAUGAGGCCUGUCAGGCCUUUGUAGAAAUGAAAAGUAGAGGAUUUGUGCCAAACAACCUAACGUAUAACUCUUUGAUAGGUGGGUUUUGUAACCGUGGGGAGUUGAGUGAAGCAUUAAAGUUGGAGAAAGAAAUGAGGCAAAGAGGACUUGUCCCUGAUAUAUUUACUACCAAUAUGGUUAUUAAUGGGUUUUGCAAAGUAGGCAGGAUGAAGGCAGCAAACAAUGUUUUUAUGGAGAUGUUCAGGGAUGGGUUGACACCAGAUAUUGUUACUUAUAAUACUUUGAUCAGUGGGUAUUGCAAGGUUUUUGACAUGGUUAAUGCAGAGGACUUUGUGAAUAAGAUGUGUGCCAGUGGAUGGGACCCUGAUAUUACAACCUACAACAUUCGUAUUCAUGGCUUUUGUAGUAGUUAUAAGAUGAGUCGUGCUGUGAUGUUAUUGGAUGAGCUUGUUUCUGUGGGUAUUAUUCCUAACACAGUUACAUACAACACCCUGAUGAAUGGUGUUUGCAAUGAUGUACUAGAUCAUGCUUUGAUCUUAACUACAAAAUUGCUUAAGAUGGGAUUUGUUCCAAAUGUUGUCACUGUUAAUUUAUUGCUUUCCCACUUCUGCAAGCAAGGGCUUCCUGGGAGAGCAUUGAUAUGGGGGCAGAAAUUGAGUCAAGUAUCCUUUAAUUUUGAUGAUGUUACAUGUAAGAUACUAAAACAAGCCCAUGACAUGCAGGAUGGUUCGGAAAAUACAGAAGAGACAUCAGGGAGUAGUCUUUUUCUAGAUUUUCUCAUGUACAUUACAUAUGAUUAUCUAUGUCGAAAUAGACCCCAAUUUGAUGAGGAGCAUCAGUUGUCACUGGAAAUAUUUGACCAACUGCUGCCCUCCCAGUCUGUGCUUUCUUGUCCCAGAUUGGUUUGCUCUUAGUUCCCCACCCUCAUCCAGAAGGGGUAAAAGAAGAAGAAUGUACUCAAGUUGGGUAAUAUUAUCAAUGGAAAUGGAAAAUAAGCUUAAUCUAA
Molecule: messenger RNA, 3134 nt
Organism: Nelumbo nucifera (sacred lotus)
Lineage: Eukaryota; Viridiplantae; Streptophyta; Magnoliopsida; Proteales; Nelumbonaceae
Molecular function (GO): protein binding
Source: RefSeq, a predicted model, not a curated record